Molecule: messenger RNA, 1815 nt
Organism: Heterostelium album PN500
Lineage: Eukaryota; Evosea; Eumycetozoa; Acytosteliales; Acytosteliaceae
Product: DUF4460 domain-containing protein
Exons: 6
Coding region: 1-1815 (604 amino acids)
Cellular component (GO): mitochondrion
Source: RefSeq, a predicted model, not a curated record
AUGUUAAGAUAUAAAUCAUUAACAAACACAAAUUUUUAUUUAUUACAAUCAAUUUCGAAAAUAAAUAACAACAACAAUUAUAGUUGUUUUAAGAAUAACAACAGUGUAACAUUUUGUAUAAAUAGUAAUAGCAAUAGUAAUAAUAAUAGUAAUAGCAGUUGUAAUAUAGUUCAAUAUCAUAAUUAUUCAAGUAAACAUCAUCAUAGUAAUAAUAGUCAUCAACAUCAUCAUAGUCAUAAUAGUCAUAAUAGUAAUGAACAUAAUAGUCAUAGUAAACCAAUACCAAAUGCAAGAUCAGUAUUGAAAAAGUUCUUUUUAAAAGUACAUCCCGAUUUGUUCUAUCAAUAUCCAAAGUUAAAGAAUAUCAACGAUAAGUCACUGCGAGUUUUACAAAGUUUUCUAGAGGAAGUAAAGAGUGAAAAGGUAUCGAGUAGAUCAUACAAGUUGGAAUUCUACUACUUAGAUGCACGCUCUGCAACUACAACCAACGAAGAUGACAUACCCUACGUAGAAAUUUCAUUCGAUAUCGACAAUUCAACACCCAGAAAACUAAAUACAAUGAUAAAAAAAGCUGAACAAAAGAUACAAAAUUUAUUAAAAAUUACAGGUAUUACAGAUGAAUUCUAUUUAAACUCACUACUUGGAAAAACAGUGAAACAACAGCAUCCGGAUCAAGUUUUCGAAGCUGCCGAUAGUCUGUUGAGUUUUCUGACACACUACUCGAAUGAUGCACGUGAACGUUGCCGGUCGGUCAUCGAUGAGGAGCGAUCGAUCGAUAUUAUUCGUGAUAGAGACCGACAAGAACGAUCGAGACGUUCGAAGCUAGAGACAUUUCAUUUCUCGGAUGAACAGAUCGAUCAACAUAAUAAUGAAAAUAUCGAUGAAGAUUAUGACGGCGAUGACGAUGGCGAUGAGUAUCAAUAUGUUAAUAAAUUCAAUCCAUUUGGUGAGAGUAACAAUAAUAGUAGUGAAAAACAACAGAAGCAACAACAAUAUAUGGGAUUUGGUCAGAGAUUGAAAAGAGGUGGACAAGAAAUGAAACAACAAUUGUUUGAACCAUUUGGAUUGUUUAAAGAUAAGGAUAGUUGGCGAGGUUGGGAUAAGAUUAAAGCUGGUUUCGUCACACCGGAAACCUCUGAGAAAACAGACGAUUCACACAUCUCAUUGAGACUGGAAGGUAUGACAUUGUUCUUUACAAAUAAAUCUGGUGUUGAUUUAGAAGGUAGAUUACAAUUAGAUAUUGAAAAUCCUCAAAAUUGGCAAGAAGAACUGAAUUUAUUGAAACCCUCGAUUGUCAUUAGGAAUAUAAGAUCAUGUAGAGAUAGAAAGAAUUUGGAGAUAGAAGCAGCCGAUUCAAUUGGUGUAGGAUGUAUCUAUACCGAUUACAAUGAACAAAACACAAAGGAGUAUAUCGAUUAUUUAAAGUUUAUCAUUGAAACAUCGGCUGUUUCAGAAGGCUAUAUCAAAUCGAAAUUAAACGAUAUCAAUCUAAGAGUCGUAACACCAAAUUCAACAAAGAUAGAACCAUUUACACUUGAUGAAAGAAAUGGUGUAAUUAAUAUACCUUUACAUGGAAAUGUUGAGGAGAUAUUUCAAUCUUUGGCCCUCCCGUUGGAAUCGACCACCGCUCAACCAUUCGCUUCAACUCUUUCAAAUAUAUACAUCGUAACCGGUAGUAAAAAACUAUUUUUGAGAAAACUAGACGAAAACAUAUAUCUCUUAUUUGGUCAAACAGGAUAUUAUUUUAGUGCUGCAUUUAUAAAAGCGUCUGAUAGAAAUAAUCAUUUCUUUGACACAUUAAAAAUAAACAUCUGA